Molecule: messenger RNA, 605 nt
Organism: Homarus americanus (American lobster)
Lineage: Eukaryota; Metazoa; Arthropoda; Malacostraca; Decapoda; Nephropidae
Product: cuticle protein AMP1A-like
Exons: 3
Coding region: 13-426 (137 amino acids)
Cellular component (GO): chitin-based extracellular matrix
Molecular function (GO): structural constituent of chitin-based larval cuticle
Source: RefSeq, a predicted model, not a curated record
ACAACCUACACCAUGAAGCUCGCUGUGAUCCUCGCCCUGGUUGCUGUAGCUGUGGCCGACAAGCUGGCCCCCGUCCCCCUGCCCGUCGCCAUCCUCCGCAGCCAACAGGUCAACCCCGACGAGUUCGGUGCCCACAGCUCCGACUUUGAGGCAGAGAACGGCAUCCAGUUCCAGUUUGCUGGCAACGAGGGUGUUGGUGGCGGUUCCAACAUGGCCGGCUCCUGGAGCUACCUCCAGGAGGACGGCAGUGUAGCGACAGUCCAGUUCGUGGCUGACGAGAACGGUUUCCAGCCCCAGUCCGACCUGCUGCCCGUGGCCCCCGCCUUCCCCCACCCCAUCCCCCAGUUCGUCCUCGACCAGAUCGCCUUCGCUGCUGAGGAAGAUAAGCGCAAGGCUAAAGUAGGUGAAGCCGCAGCCACUGAAUAAGACCUCGUAUACUGGAGGACCUGUAAGCUGUCAUAGAUUCAUUGAAGUGUAUGACUGACUGUACAAAUGUUACUGUGUAGGAAUGUUGAGUGUAUUUAAUGAUAUGAUGCUAAUGCUACAUAUGCGAGGUAUACUGUAUUUGUAAAUAGUGUGCAAAUAAAUUAAAACUUAGCUACCAA